CGGCCUCCGCAGCGCUCGUGGCUCUAAUAAAUCAAUCGCAGAUAUUUACCACGUUCUGCCUUCUACCCGGACAUCGCUGCCAAUAUAAAUAGUCCGUUUCGCUUGAUUCCUGUUGAGCUGCUCGCUCUUCAGUCGUCAUGCACGGAUGGAUGGAGAGAGAAACGAACAGAAUGAAAGAAACAGACAACAGAAGGCAGAGAUAGAGAGGUCAGAACAGCCAGACUUUGGUUAUACAAGAGCAUCAGACAGACGAACAGAUGAAAAGAAGUGUUGCUGUCUCUUAUAUGUCAGAGAGAGAGAGAUAGAGAGAAAAUGCCAGCCUAGACAAACACUGCUCAAAUGGACAUUCUACCUGCUGGUUUUGGCCAACAAAAUUAGGAUGACCUACAAAUGGUUUCUGUUUCUCCCUGGUGGGCUCAUGUUCCUGAUCUAGGGUGGGGGGGCAUCGCCCCGUUCUGCCAUGAAAGGCUACACCCCCCAGCGCACCCGUCACCUGUCCGACUGCGAGCCGCCCCGUUCUCCCAGUCACCUGGACCCUCUGUACCCCCCUUCCGCUUCUUCCACUCUCUCUCAUACACCGUUUCUCCUACCAGCAGCCAUGGACCACUACGGAGCCCUGGAUCCGCAUCACUUCUCCCCGUCACCCAGCCCUGGAGGCCUUCCGCCCGACUGCCUGAUGCCCCUCAACAACCAGCUGUCCUCCAGCAGCACCUUCCCCCGGAUCCACUACAACUCACACUUUGACCAGGGCGACUUCGGGCACACAGCCGACAACAUUGGAGGAAUCGGCACGGGGACACUGGGGACGUCUAUGUCCAUGGGAAUGGGACUUGGAGUGGGACGGACCGCCAUGAUCACAAGCGGAUCCGCAACUAUUUCAGGGGCAGGAAAGAUGAACCGGUUGCCGCCCAACCUCCUGGACCAGUUUGAGAAACAGUUGCCAGGGCAACAGGACGGCUUCAGCACGUUACAGUUUCAUCGCAGCACCGCGGUGACGACGACCAAACAGCAGCAACAGCAGCGCACGGACAGUCCGGGAAAAAUACGCUACUUAGUUCACUCCGUCCAGAAACUGUUUGCUAAAUCCCAGUCGCUGGAAAACUCCGCCAUCAAGGGAAACAUGAACGGCCGCAACAGCAGAUCGUCAAGCAGUGAUGACAAACACCAUCGGAGCAAAAGCAAAGACCGAGGAACGAAGAGCGAAGCAACGGCCAAACGGAGGCCACGAUCCAAUAUGUCUGGAUACUGGAGUUCUGACGAUUUGGACAGUGAUAUAAGUAACUAUAGGAACCCGAUGGCCAUGAUGACUUUGGGUCGGCAAGGGGUGGGAUCCGGACCGGGGCCGGACGGACAGGUGGCGUCCAGGUACUUCAUGCAGGGCUACAGCACCAUGAGCGAACACACGCUCAAAUCCUCAAAGAGUAACAGUGACCUGAAGCACCAGGGGCUCCCUGCACUCCCGGGACCUGGUGGCGGCGGCGGAGGUGGUGGGGGGGUCGGACAAGGCAGAGGACCGAUGUUUGACGGAAACUUUAGUAAAGGGGGACCCUGGUCCACGCUUACGUUAGGACCCAGCAGACAGAUGUGUCAGAAGGGCUCGGCCACGCUGGAUCGCACCCUGCUGAAGUCCAAAUCCGUCCAGCAGGAUCUGGGCUGCCACUUCCUGCAGGUGCGCGGGAGGAUGCCCUCCACCGGUGACUGGAUGGGGACUUUGGGCAGAAGCGGGCCCAUGGGCGAGAUCCCCUGUAGACGGAUGCGUAGCGGCAGUUACGUCAAAGCCAUGGGCGACCUUGAGGACAGCGACGACUCCGACGGGAGUCCCAAACCCUCGCCGAAAACCGCCGCACGGAGGCAGAGCUACUUGCGUGCUACACAGCAAUCACUAAGUGACCAGUUCCCCUCAAGAAACCGUCUGCUGGAUUACUCGAUGCUGCAGGGGGAUCUGGAGGCUCUCUGGUCCCCCCUCCACAGCAUCACCACCCUGCAGCAGAUCGGACGCUCUGUCAGCUGUCUUCCUUCCCUGCGAGAGUUCUCUGGGAAUCGCAGCCUGGAUAACCUGGAUUGCAUCGGAGGCAGUUCUCCGUUCCCAAACUGGGAUGACGAUGACUUCAGUCAGGGCUGCAGCACGCUGGGACGCGGCAGCUGCAUCAGUCAGGUGCGAGACAUGGAGUUGAGCCAGCAUUAUGGAGACGAGCUGGAUGACAUGCAUCCACACUCCCGAUGCAGCGAGCCUCCCGACAUGCCCAUGCCCACAUGCUUCCGCUCCCGUAGCCAUAGUUACCUUCGUGCCAUUCAGGCAGGCUGUUCCCAAGACGACGACACAGCAUCAAUGGAUUCUGAUUCACCGCCGCCCACGACGACAACGACCGUACGCACCUACAGCAACAGCACCGUCUCCACGUGUAUGACCACCUGUAAGAAGGUGGCUCCGCCUCCUGUUCCCCCUCGCACCACCUCCAAACCCUUCAUCUCCGUCACCGUGCAGAGCAGCACCGAGUCGGCGCAGGACUGCUACCCCGACCACCACGACCGCAAGAGCGAGGUCAACAGCCAAUCAGGACGCAGCAACUCCUCCGACAGCCUCGACAGCACGCGGGCCAACAGUCUGGCCAAAGGCACACGACCCCAGCUUCCUGUAGCGCCGCCCCGCGAACCCCAGAUCCCAGCGGCCGUGGUGAUCUCUCCCAACCCGCUCCGAGAGUCCCAUAAUGAGCAGGUGAAGGGCGAAGCGCUCGCUGCGGACGAACACCCUAUAGACCCCGUCCCCCGACGGAAACUGUCCUCCAUUGGGAUUCAAGUCGACUGUAUUCAGGAAAUCCAAGCUAAAGUUGAGACGCCACCAUUGGCCAGAUUCCAGUCGAUCGGAGUUCAAGUGGAGGACGGCUGGACUUUCAGCCGCUCCAGUAGUAUGGCCUCUCGGCAAGAGACGGACUCCGACACGCAAGAUCUCUCGCUCACGUCGCUGACGUUCCCGUCCAACUCCAAACACACCGAGAAGAAAGUCAUGGUCAACAGCGCCAGCCAAUCGGUGGACUCGCCUCCCCAGCUCUCCCUCGACAACGGUAACCAUGACAACGAUGUCGCGGUGACGACCAGCGGCCCCUCCCGACAGAUCCUGACCAAUCGCUCGACCACGCAGAGCAGCUCGUCGUCCUUCUCCGAGAGUCUGGAUCCGGCCCUCGACCCGUCCUCCCUCCCGCCGCCCGACCCCUGGCUGGAGAGCGGGAACGGGACGGGGAACGGAGGCCCCGCCCAGCCGCUGACGGCCUCCACGGGUGCGACGGCGUGCCGGCGGGACGGUCACUGGUUCCUGAAGCUCCUGCAGGCUGAGACGGGACGAAUGGAGGGCUGGUGCUGUCAGAUGGAGAAAGAGACCAAAGAGCACCAGCUCUCAGAAGAGGUUCUGGGGAAGGUGCGUAGUGCGGUGGGCAGCGCUCAGCUCCUCAUGUCCCAGAAAUUCCAGCAGUUCAGAGGCCUGUGUGAACAAAACCUGAAUGUGAACGCAAACCCGAGACCCACGGCUCAAGAUCUGGCCGGGUUUUGGGAUCUUCUGCAGCUGUCAAUAGAAGACAUCAGCCUCAAGUUUGACGAGCUUUAUCAUCUCAAAUCAAACGACUGGAAACUGGAAGGAAACUCACCUGAGAAGCAGGAGAACCAGAAACAGGCUCCUCCGGUGCCCAAGAAGCCCGGAAAGAGUAAACCCGCCCUGGGCCGAGAGAAGAGCAACGACACGGUGGACAAACAGAGACAGGAGGCUCGCAAGCGGCUCAUGGCGGCCAAGAGAGCUCAGUCCGUCAAGCAGAACUCGGCCACCGAGAGCGCCGACAGCAUCGAGAUCUACGUGCCCGAGGCCCAGACGCGGCUCUGAGGAGACGGACGAGAUGCACACGAAACAAGCUCAAGGGCUCCGGCGUCACACACAACACGAAAAGCUGCUUUUGUCUUUUGACGGCGACGUUUAAUAAACAGAGGUGAGAGAGGGGGACGGAAACGACGCAGUGCGAACAGAACACUUUUUUGGGACUGCCAAGGAAAACCUCACGACGAAUCUUACUAGUUGCAAUUAAUAAUAUUAUUAUUGGUAUGAUAAGACUGCUAUUGAUAAUAAUUAUUGUCCUAAACUCUAUCAGAUUGUUUUAAAUGUUCUAAUAUUUUGGAUAAGAACUCCUCUAAUGUAGAAACACACACUCGCGUCUGUCGUCCAAUCCACGUCUUCCUGUUACACGCUUCGGUUUCUGUUUUUCUUCCUCUCUUCCUUCACGAGAUGCUCCUCGUCUUUUAUUAACAGUUCGAUGGAAGCGAAUAAAACGCUUUUCUCCAGCCGGCUGUGAACGUCACGCCAGCUGCUGGUUGAUAAACAGACGUCGUGUGUUUCAGGUCAGACAGGUGGCGCUCUUCCAUUUUCCAUGUUUUGAUGUUUACAAGUCAUGCAUUGUAGUUUAUCAAACGAAAGCUGUGUCUCCAUCUCAGGUCCUGAAGUCUCACGGUUGUCGAGUUGUCAUGAGUCUAAACAGGUUUUCGAUCCCAGCAGUCCUUGUUAUUUCUCCUUCGCUUUAAGGAAAGCAACCUAACCUGGUGUUUUAUUGAAUGAAGUGCCUGUGGAUCAUUAUUGUGGGUAACUUUUCGACCCUUGUAGCAAUAUCAAAGAUUAUAAUAUCACAAUUUAAUCAGCACUCCCUUAAACACAUAGUGUAGAUGCUUUAUGCUCAGUUUGAUGGUGUGAUAAAACUAAAUAUGAUUCUUCACUCCAUUUUAUCAUUCAGUUUUUCUUUCAGACUGCACAAAUCUGUACUCGUACUCCCGUUUUUCUCCCGUUAGUUUAAAUGUAGUAUCCAAUAGGACCGAUUUGACUAGAUAACGUUGACUUUUCUGUAACCGCUGAUCAGGGAUUUUGUAACCACUUAUGAAAAUGCCAGACUUUCACAACUAAAUUCACAAAUACAGGCCAUAUGAGAAAUAUGCCAUGCACAUUUGAUGUCCAGACUAAAAUGGGACUUAAUUUGGACUGAACUGUUAGAAAAAGGCUGAACACGUCUUUAUGCAAAUUAAGAAAUCUACAUACCUACUCGAUCUAAUAUUAAUGCAUUUUCAUUAUUUCAUCCCUUAUAUACUUAAUCUUACUUCUGAUUUUGUCCAUUCUAAAUUUUAUUGCGUGUUUCAUAACUCUUUCCGCACACUACUUUUAAAACAUUUGAGGUCGGUUAGAUUUAUGUUUUUAAAUGUCUUUUCUGCUCUCCAAGGCUGCAUUUAUUGGAUCAAAAAUACAGUAAAAACUGUAGAAAUGUGAAAUAUUAUUGCAAUUCAAAAUAACUAUUUUCUAUGUGAAUAUAUGGUAAAAUAUAAUUGAUCAAAGCUGAAUUUCCAGCAUCAUUACUCCAGUCUUCAGUGUCGCAUGAUCCUUCAGAACUCAUUCUAACACAGGGUUUCCAGGUUUUCACAACAAAACCUGCCCAAUUACUUCUCAAAGCUAGCCUAAAACUACCCCAGUUGUGUUUCGAGGAGAGUCCCUCGUUAAAAACCGCAUUCCGGGGGCUAAGUAUGAUGUUAUUGGGGUCAUUUAAAACCACGGACAUAAAAAAAACAACCUGCGGCAACAGUGUUUAAGUAGCCUAAAACUGCAGGACUUGGCAACACUGUUUGAAUAUGCUGAUUUGCUGCUUAAGAAAUAUUUCUGAUUAUUAUCAAUGUUGAAAACACUUGGGAAUAUUUUUGUGGAAACCUUGAUGCAUUUUAUUUUUCAGGAUUCACAGAUGAAUAGAAAGUUCAAAAGAACAGCAUUUCUUAGAUCUAAUAACAUUGUAACAUUGUAAAUAUCUUUACUGUUACUUUUGAUCAAUUUAUGCAUCCUUACUGAAUAAUAGUUUUCAUUUCUUUUUUAAAAAAUCUUACUGAUUCUAACAUUAUACAUUGUUUUUCAUCACAUACACUGUCAUGAACUCAUGAACUGUUGCAGCUCUGCAUUCAGUGGCAAAUGUCCUCCAAAUCGGCUCAAACUGUCGCUCCACUAACAGCUCAGUGAUUGGCUGCUAUUGUUUGUCGUCCGUCCGCUGAUGGUGUGAAUUGCAUUUCUUCAGUUUUCAGCCUCUCCCGGUCGUUCGCUCCAUUUGGUGUCUGUCGGGUCGUUGACGCCUGCUGAAUGUCUGACAGUCCUCUUAUGUUCAGCCCUCCAAAUGUCUGACAGCCACAGAUAAACCCAGAAUGAUGGAUCAGAGGAUUUGAAUACUUACAUCCUGUGUUUAGUUAACUCAAGGCUCAGAUGAACCACUAACACACAUCACUCCUCUCAUGUGGGAAAUCCGAUUUGUGACCCUGGACUUUUUGUAGCUAUAGGCAAAAAUACAGUGUAUGGGUCAAAAUGAUAGAUUUUUCUUUAAUGCCAAAAAUCUGUAAAUUUCCUACCGUAAAUAUAUCAAAACUUAACUUUUGAUUAGUAAUAUGCAUUGCUAAGAACUUCAUUUGGACAACUUUAAAGGUGAUUCUCUCAAUAUUUUGAUUUUUUUUUGCACCCUCACAUUCCUGUUUUUCAAAUAGUUGUAUCUCGGCCAAAUAUUAUCCUAUCCUAACAAACCAUACAUCAAUGGAAAGCUUAUUUAUUUGUAUAUGUAUGUAUGUAUAUUUCUCAAUUUGGUUUUGUGGUCCAGGGUCACGUUUAUUAAUGAUUUUCCAGCCUUUGGUACUGUUUCUCCAAUUAAACCUGCAGAGAUCAGAACAAAAGUUCUACCAUGAUGCGUAAAUAGAAUUUAAAUAAAAAUUUGUGUAAAUUCUAUAAUUUAUGGUGUUUACACAUCAUGAUAGUUAUUUCAUACUACCUUUAAUUUAUUUUGAAAUAAUUUAAUUUACUAUAAUUUAUUUUUUAAAUGCGUUACAAUAAAAGAAUGGGGGGGAAAAAACAAUGUUAAAAUGACCAUGUUCCUAAAAUAAAAUAAAAUAAAAUAAAUGGUGGCUACCAUUUCCAUCUAAUAUUUUAUUUGGUAUUAUUUUUAUUUUAUUUUAUUUUCAUGAGCAGUUGUUCACCAAAUGCCUAACAUUGGAGUUUUAAAUCUUUAUGUGGUGAUCAGACGUUACUGUCAGCAUUAUCUGUAUUUACACAACAGCAUUUCUGUUUAGGGAUUCAGUAGGUGUAAGUUUUAUGCUUGUAUUUUGACAUACUAAAGUGUCUCAGAUGGAAACCAAUGCUCCUGCAGGUCGAAUGUUUUAAGCACACUGAGAAAUACAGACAAAUCAACCAACACCAAUGUUUGCAAAAAUACUCAAAGUUCUGAUUUUGAUAUGUUAUGGUCACUUAUUUUUAUUGCCUCAGUCUUUUUCUAUGAAAGCAUCAUUGUAUCAGUUGAAUGUCUUAUAUUGUCCACCUGACAACCUGUGUUUUCACUGUCUAACGUUUUGGUGUUGUGAAAUUGAUUUUCACAAUUCAUUUCCCAAUCUUAUACGUUCACAUGUGAUCUCGAUCAUGUUUGUGGGCUUCCCUGAGGACGGCGGCACAAACGCGGCCCUCUCGUGGAUCGCAGAGAGAGAAACAGUGUUUAUCUCCUCAGCACACCUGGAUCUGGAACAGCAGAUGCGUUUCAUUUGCAACACAGGGAUUUGUGUUCUGCGCCUCUCUGUUCUUGCUGCUUGGAUACUAGAUAAACUCUUUUAUACACCGGUUAAGUGACUGAGCAGUGGCGUAACACAACGGCGGUCAGGUUACGACCCACAAACCCUCUCUUAUCCGGGGCGAGACGCUCUCCGCGUCGACCUGACGUGACGCUCUCUCACUUUCUUCAGCUGUUUUACUAGUUUUUUGGGGAGUCGUCAAACAAUAAAUCAUCUAAAUGCAAGAGUUUGUAGCAACAAGAAUUAAGAUUAUUAUUAUUAUUAUUAUAAAGAUUGAUAAUCAAUAUUUUAUGAAACAAGCACAUAUUUUACUGACUAGGAUUUGUUCAAUAUGUCUAAUGCUAUAUGAAGUUUAGGCUGUGUAUGUCAGGGUCUUUUGUUUAGUAAGAAAUACAGUAAAUCUGAGUUAAGUUCAAA
Messenger RNA from Labeo rohita (rohu), 8013 nucleotides. RefSeq names its product discs, large (Drosophila) homolog-associated protein 4b (gene dlgap4b). NCBI's taxonomy places the organism in Eukaryota, Metazoa, Chordata, Actinopteri, Cypriniformes, Cyprinidae. Gene Ontology annotation, biological process: signaling. The transcript has 15 exons. The record is from RefSeq and is a predicted model, not a curated record. Bases 461 to 3868 code for a protein of 1135 amino acids. Gene Ontology annotation, molecular function: molecular adaptor activity. Gene Ontology annotation, cellular component: glutamatergic synapse; postsynaptic specialization.